Molecule: messenger RNA, 315 nt
Organism: Ilex paraguariensis (yerba mate)
Lineage: Eukaryota; Viridiplantae; Streptophyta; Magnoliopsida; Aquifoliales; Aquifoliaceae
Source: the annotation of a GenBank genome assembly
AUGGAAGGAUUGAGCUUCUUUGCUGCGGUCAUAGGUGAGCAACAUUAUCUCGGUACUUGUUUUCCUCUCCCCCAUAAGUACUUUUGGAGAAUAGUGACAAAUAGAUCCACAAUAGAGUUUGAGAGUCUUCCUUACAUUUGCACAUUACUGAACUCAUCUCUAUGGACUUACUAUGGAAUCACAAAGCUUGGAGUAUUACCUGUAGCCAUUGUCAAUGGAUUUGGUAUCGUCGUCGAAACUGUCUGCAUCGCCCUGUUCCUUACAUUUGCACCUGAAAAGAUGAAGGUAACAUCUCCGAUCUCAUUUGACACAUAA